Molecule: messenger RNA, 1683 nt
Organism: Plectropomus leopardus (leopard coralgrouper)
Lineage: Eukaryota; Metazoa; Chordata; Actinopteri; Perciformes; Serranidae
Gene: fads2
Product: fatty acid desaturase 2
Biological process (GO): lipid metabolic process
Cellular component (GO): membrane
Molecular function (GO): oxidoreductase activity, acting on paired donors, with oxidation of a pair of donors resulting in the reduction of molecular oxygen to two molecules of water
Source: RefSeq, a predicted model, not a curated record
CUGAAUGAGUGGGUGAAUGAGUCCGUGAACAUAUUGGGGAAGACAAGAGGAUGAAUUUUGGGGAUGUUUACUAUCUGAAAUGGCUCUGAAAGGAACGGGAGCAGAUAAAGUGAGCCGGUGUGUCAGUGUGACCGAACCCCGGGGAGAGUAGCCAAAAUCUGGAAACUGUGUCAAACUUUGUGGCUGUCUGGCCCUUCAGUGUGCAGGUGGAGCCAGAGGCAGCAGUGAGGAUGGGGGGCGGAGGCCAGCUGACGGAGCCAGCAGAGCAGAGCGGCAGCGGGCGAGCUGGUGGUGUGUACACCUGGGAGGAGGUGCAGAGUCACUGCAGCAGGAAUGACCAGUGGCUGGUGAUCGAUCGAAAGGUUUACAACAUCACGCAGUGGGCCAAGAGCCACCCAGGAGGGAUCCGGGUCAUCAGCCACUAUGCUGGAGAGGAUGCCACGGAGGCGUUUACUGCGUUUCAUCCCGAUUUAAAGUCUGUGCGAAAGUUUCUUAAGCCCCUGCUGAUCGGAGAGCUGGCAGUGACAGAGCCCAGCCAGGACCGAAACAAAAAUGCAACAAUCAUACAGGAUUUCCACACUUUACGUGCCCGGGCAGAGAGCGAGGGCCUGUUUGAAGCUCGGCCUUUGUUCUUCUGCCUCCACCUGGGUCACAUCCUGCUGCUUGAGGCCCUCGCCUGGCUCAUCAUCUGGGUCUGGGGAACUAGCUGGACAAUGACGCUUCUGAGCUCCAUCAUGCUGGCGACCGCUCAGUUGCAGGCUGGGUGGCUGCAGCACGACUUUGGCCACCUGUCUGUCUUCAAGAAGUCCAGCUGGAAUCACAUAUUGCACAAGUUUGCCAUCGGCCAUUUGAAGGGAGCGUCUGCCAACUGGUGGAAUCACCGGCAUUUCCAGCACCAUGCUAAACCCAACAUCUUCAGUAAGGACCCUGAUGUCAACAUGUUGCACAUCUUUGUAGUUGGAGCCACUCAGCCAGUGGAGUACGGCAUAAAAAAGAUCAAAUAUAUGCCCUACCACUACCAACACCAGUACUUCUUUCUUGUUGGACCACCGCUGCUCAUUCCAGUUUACUUCCACAUUCAGAUAAUACGCACCAUGAUUUCCCGUCAUGACUGGGUGGAUCUGGCUUGGUCCAUGUCUUACUACCUGCGCUACCUGGGCUGUUACAUACCCAUGUAUGGCCUAUUUGGCUCAGUGGUGCUCAUCAGCUUCGUCAGGUUUUUGGAGAGUCACUGGUUCGUGUGGGUGACUCAGAUGAAUCAUCUGCCGAUGGACAUUGACCACGAGAGGCACCAGGACUGGCUGUCUAUGCAGUUACAUGCCACCUGUAAUAUCAAGCAGUCCCCCUUCAACGACUGGUUCAGUGGACACCUCAACUUUCAAAUUGAACACCAUUUGUUUCCCACAAUGCCGCGCCACAACUACCACCUGGUGGCCCCACUGGUCCGUGCACUGUGUGAGAAACAUGGGAUUCCUUACCAGGUGAAAACAAUGUGGCGAGGCCUCGCUGAUGUUUUCAGGUCACUGAAAAAUUCAGGCGACCUCUGGCUUGACGCAUAUCUCCAUAAAUGAUUUUAUUCUCAACAGCCUACAAGGAGUGCUCUUUUUUCUCCUCUUCUGCAUCAUAAAUCGAUUGUAUCCGUUUGGUUUUAUAAUCCAGUUAAUAGUGUGGGAAUGAUCUUUU